Cynara cardunculus var. scolymus (artichoke) is the source of this 1094-nucleotide messenger RNA. RefSeq names its product bidirectional sugar transporter SWEET10-like. NCBI's taxonomy places the organism in Eukaryota, Viridiplantae, Streptophyta, Magnoliopsida, Asterales, Asteraceae. Gene Ontology annotation, molecular function: sugar transmembrane transporter activity. Gene Ontology annotation, biological process: carbohydrate transport. The record is from RefSeq and is a predicted model, not a curated record. Gene Ontology annotation, cellular component: membrane. Bases 115 to 984 code for a protein of 289 amino acids. The transcript has 6 exons.
CAAUCAUCAACACUAACAAGAGAGAGAGAGGGGUUGCAAUUGUUAGAACAACACUUAAUUAGUUUGCGAGAGAGGAAGGAGAGAUACACUUGUCUUUGUAAACAAUUAAGAAAGAUGACAGGAAACUUAGCUCAUCUCACUCUAGCGUUUGGCCUUCUUGGCAAUUUGGUCUCCUUUAUGGUAUUUCUUGCACCAUUACCGACGUUUUAUAAAGUUUAUAAAAAGAAAUCAACCGAAGGAUUUCAGUCGGCACCUUAUGUGGUGGGUUUGUUCAGUGCCAUGCUUUGGAUAUAUUAUGCAUUGUUGAAGAGYAAUGUCAUGCUUCUCAUAACGAUAAACUCAGUUGGUUGCUUCAUUGAAACCGUGUACAUAUGUUUCUUUCUCUUCUAUGCACCAAAGAAGGCUAGGAUGGAGAGUUUAAAGCUAAUUGUAUUGCUGAUAGUUGUUGGGUUCGGAUUGAUUGUUGUCCUAACUCAAUUCCUUGCAAGUGGAGUUACCCGAGGGGUGAUAGUUGGAUGGAUUUGCCUAGUGUUUUCUUUAUGUGUUUUUGUAGCACCUUUGGGAGUUCUGCGACAAGUGAUUAGAACGAAAAGUGUAGAGUACAUGCCAAUUCUAUUAUCAGUAGCCCUCACCCUUAGUGCCGUCAUGUGGUUUUUUUAUGGUCUACUUCUUGGUGACUUCAAUAUCGCGAUUCCAAAUGUGCUUGGAUUCACCUUUGGCAUAAUUCAGAUGAUACUAUAUCUUGUAUAUAAAAACAAGAAGUCGGUUAGCAACGAAAAAUUAUCCAGUUUUGAAGCAAAAAUCAACGAAAUGGAUGAGAAGAAAGUUCCAGAAAUAAAUGAUCAUAAAGUCAUCGAUAUCGUGAAGUUGGAGACCUUAAUGUGUAAUGAUAUUUAUCCAACGGUUGGGAAAUCGGACAAAAGCAAAGACGUCCAUGAUUGCAAGGAUGUUCAAUCUCUAGCUAUGCCAAAUCGCAGCAUUUGAAGUUAACAUAUGAGAUCAUGUAAUUUUAUUUUGGAUCAUGUAGAAAAACCCAAAGUUGACAUGUGGGGUGAAUUGUGCAAACUUAAUUAAAGCUUGCUUUCUUUAUACUA